CCAAAAUCCCCUUCGAAAAUUCAACUCCGCCCCUCAGGCAACAGCAACACCCCCCUGGGCCACCAUCACACCAUCAGCAGGUCAAGAUAAGAGUACCACAGUGGCUGCAAAGGAUAACAGUUGAUGUUGGAUGCAUUUGACUCCUUAUUCUUCCAUGACCGCUAACAGUUGACGCUUCUAUUCCCCUCGCCCAUAACACACCCUCAUAGCCGCGAUGCGCGGAGUCCAAAUUUUCUCAGGCAGCUCGCACCCGGCCCUGACAGAGGCUAUCUGUGAACGUCUGGGCACUCUCCCAGCCAAGUGCGAGCUCCGCAAAUUCAGCAAUGGAGAAACAAGCGUUAAUAUUGGCGUCUCUGUGCGGAACCAGGAUGUUUUCAUUGUUCAAAGCGGCAGCUCCAAGAUCAACGACAGCGUUAUGGAGCUGCUUAUCAUGAUCUCCGCUUGUAAAGGUGGCUCUGCUAAAUCUAUUACUGCGGUGAUGCCUUAUUUCCCCUACUCCCGCCAAUCAAAAAAGAAGAGCCAUCGUGGCGCGAUAACCGCUCGGAUGCUUGCCAAUUUGCUCACUGUCGCUGGUGUAGAUCAUAUAAUCACGGUAGAUUUACAUGCCUCUCAAAUGCAAGGUUUCUUCGGAAACCCUGUCGAUAACCUAUUCGCUGAGCCCCUAAUUGCGCGCUGGAUCCGAUUGAACGUGCCUCGCUGGAAUGAAGCGGUUGUAGUUACCAAAAAUGCGGGAGGAAGUAAAAGGGUAACGUCUUUGGCAGAUGCGCUGAAGCUGAACUUUGGCAUUGUAAACACGGACCGGAGACGGGGGAACAUUACUGCAGGAUUGUCAGGAAGCGCUAUAUUUUUCGCUUCUGUCGAACCCGGUCUUCCCACUUCGAAACAUGAACAGGCCCCUGUUGAGUUGGCUGAUAAGUCUGAACCGUCCGAUCCCCUCCCCUCUUCAACCAGCGUUCCCAUCCGACCUCCUCAACGUACUAUAUCUCCCAGCCCUUUAGCACAAACAACUUCGGCCGUCGAGUCUGCAUCACCAUCACCACCAUCACCAUCACCAUCACACGCAUCGCUCAAUGUCCCUCAACAAAUGGAAUCAUCAUUUGCUGCCCGGCGUCCCUCCGAGCAAGAAGCCGCGUUUGAGUACACCGAUGAGCGCGCGAGAGAGGUGAUCACAGGCAGAUUGGUGCAGGGCCAUAUUGUCGACGAUGACUACUCUUCGCCAAUCCUCUCGUCAACUUCUGUUAACACGCUCUCUGGGGAUCGUACCGAAUAUGAACCACCUUCCCGUGAUCCCAUGACUUUGUCCUAUAUCUCCAACGCGUCGUCUUUCCAACCAGACCAUGCUCUAGGAGGAUCAUUUGAUGCUACUGUUUCCUCCGAUGAGGAAGAUAAUAAACAAGAAAUGUUCACCCGGGAGAGGACAGUCACCCUCGUUGGGGAUGUCAGGGGCAAAACAGUCUUUAUUGUAGAUGACAUGAUUGAUAAACCCGGUUCGUGGAUCGCAGCUGCGGAGACGGUGGUGAAGAGAGGCGGAGCGAAAAAGGUCUACUGCAUUGCAACACAUGGAUUGUUCAGUUAUGAUUCGUUGCAGGAGAUGGAAUCCUGCGACUGCAUCGAUUAUAUUGUGAUCACCAACUCGUUCCCGAUUCCCCCGAAAGCGAAGGAGUCGAGAAAGAUGAUCGUCCUUGAUUUAUCGGCACUCCUUGCAGAAAGCAUAAGGCGUCACCACUACGGAGAGAGUAUCUCCGCCUUGUUCCUAACUAAUGACUAGCCAUCGCGAUUUUUCCGUAUAAUGUAUGCAUUCUUUAUUCUACCUACCUUGCCCUAGUAGGUGUAGUAUGUCGCUCUGGCGGCUUAAGCGAAAAAGGUCUCCGGGGCGUCAGCGUCAGAAUUGCCCACAGAGUAUAGACCUCCCUUGUCUUUCCUUUGAACUUCUAGCACUUCCAAAAACGCACCACCUUUUUUUUUCUUGGCGACAUGAUAUGUGUCCGGAAGACGACUUUUCUCUGUUUUAAGCUACGGUAGAACCACACCUAAAUGAAGUUAUGUAUGACUACUACUUACCUCCUCCAAGUUCACCUUGUUUUCACCGUCACGCCCGGCAUGAACUCUACCAUAUGCUAUUAUCAGGGAAACCAUCCUGCUUUGAUACGCUACACCGUGUCCUGGUGAUCUGAUCAACGUUGCACUCGCGCUCUAUCCCUUUCUCAUCCAAGCGUUCUUGUUGCAUUUGAUUGGCCAUCUCAACUGCUACGCCAUUAUACCAACUUCAGUUCCCAUCGCACACACUUCCACUCCUAUCCCGCUCCUGUUGCCGUCCUCUCUCGAUCCUACAUGCAUACUGAUUAUUCUCUUUCCUGCGUAACAUACCCUGGGCCCUAUGCACAGCCACCUUGCUUAUGUUUUCGAAGCAGAAGCUUAAAAUGGAACCUUUUUCCCCCCCUUCAAGAGAACAACCAUUUAACCAACGAUGCAGAACCGUACUAGGGUACUGCAGGGACAUCUGGAAAGAGGAUUAACAGAGGGGAGGUUAUUUAUUUUUAAAUAACCUUUGCUUUUUCCUUCUUUACCUUCACCACUAGGAUUGUCCUUAACGGAGCGUUGGCAGAUCAAAAAUUCAAAUCCUGAACCCAUAGAAAUAUGGAUUAUGGGAAACGGGAGUUUACAGACACGGUCUCGGGCUUUUUCAGUUAGAUUUGGUUUUUGUUUCUAGCUCCUGUUUUCUUUUUCCUUUUCUUUCCGUUUACUCUCUUCCGCUUCCCUACUCUAUUCCAUGUCUUUCGCGUUUCUUCCCCUUCCCUAUCUCUUGGAAUGUUUUAUUUCCGUUCGUUUCUCUUCUUGGAUUAACCCUGCUCAUGUUCUGUGGGCCGGGGGUUGUUCUUGAGAGUGAGCUGUGAUUGAAUAUGAAAGGAGAGGGGAAAUAACAAAGGGGCGGGGGCGUGGUUGGUUUGGGGAUGAGAGGCGAGCUGGGGAGGAGAUGGAAGGAGAGAAAGAAGAGGAGUGGGAAUGAAUCCAUAUUCGUCUUUCUCCAGAUGAGGAGGUCUGAAUCGUGUCCUCCAGGCCUCUUGAUGUCUUGUUUUUAGCUCCGACAUUUGUCAGUAGUACUACUAGGUCUUUUUUUAUUUUUACUAAUUGAUCGUAUGUUUAACUGCCCCUGGUGUUAAGUUUUUCCGAGUGCACAUAAUGGGGAAAUAGUUGAUAGAAACAUAUCAUUACCUCCUCGAACCAUUGCGAAAUCGGUGUUCCCACCAUCCUGUUUAAUGCUAUCCAUUAGUUUCUAGUCUACAUUGUAGGGUUCUAUAAACCAAGCAUGACAUCGAAGUUUUUGGAUUAGGGAUAUCCCGUCACGAGGAAUCAGCCUCAAGUGUCCGUACAAUCGUCAAUGGAACUAUGUAAUGUAGUUAGCUUCCAAUCGAUCGCACCUGUAGUAGCUAUCACUUUCUGAAUAUGACUAUUU
Molecule: messenger RNA, 3454 nt
Organism: Blastomyces gilchristii SLH14081
Lineage: Eukaryota; Fungi; Ascomycota; Eurotiomycetes; Onygenales; Ajellomycetaceae
Product: ribose-phosphate pyrophosphokinase
Exons: 5
Coding region: 215-1768 (517 amino acids)
Biological process (GO): 5-phosphoribose 1-diphosphate biosynthetic process; ribonucleoside monophosphate biosynthetic process; purine nucleotide biosynthetic process
Cellular component (GO): cytoplasm; ribose phosphate diphosphokinase complex
Molecular function (GO): magnesium ion binding; ribose phosphate diphosphokinase activity
Source: RefSeq, a predicted model, not a curated record